Molecule: messenger RNA, 2636 nt
Organism: Tuber aestivum (summer truffle)
Lineage: Eukaryota; Fungi; Ascomycota; Pezizomycetes; Pezizales; Tuberaceae
Source: the annotation of a GenBank genome assembly
AUGCAGCAAAGCCAGCCGCUCCCGCACAUUGGCCAGCGCCAGGCCGUGGCCGCGCUCGCCGGCGCCGGCCGGGGUCGAGUUGGUGACCUUGAUCACCACGGUGCUGCCGCGCUUGAGGGUGGAAAUCCGCAGCUGCGCGCCGCUGGCGCUGGGCUCCACGCCGUGCUUGACGGCGUUCUCCACCAGCGGCUGCAGCAGCAGCGGCGGCAGCUUGGCCUGGUCGGCGUCGGCGUCCAGGCUCCACUGCACCUGCAGGCGCUCGCCGAAACGGACCUGCUCGAUGGCCAGGUAGCGCUGGGCCAGCAGGAUUUCCUGCCCCAGCGUGACGGAUUCGGCCGGGUCGGCCAGCGCGUGGCGGAACAAUUCGCUGAGGUCUUCCAGCACGGCUUCGGCCUUGGCCGGCUCGGCGCGCACCAGCGCAAUGGCGCUGUUGAGGGUGUUGAACAGGAAAUGGGGGCGUAUGCGCGACUGCAGCUCGGCCAGGCGCGCCGCCGUGGCCGCCGGCGUGCGCGCCUUGGCGCGCCAGAACAGGCCCGCCAGCAGCACGGCCGACAGCAGCGCACCCGCCGCCGCGCUGGCCUGCCAGGGCGGCCGCAGCAGCAGCCCCAUCACCGACAGCAGGCCGCAACCGUACAGGCCCGCGCCCGCGCCCAGCAGCACCCCGGCCGUCCAUUGCUGCCAGUUCCUGAGCCGGUUCAGCCGCGACUUGAGGGCGCAGGCCACGAUCAGCCAGGCCAGCGUGGCCGGCAGCACGCCGCCGGUCAGCAGGGCAAAGCGCAGCAGCCAUUGAAGGGGGUUGUCGGCGCCGAACAUGGCGGCCACGCCCACCACCGUUUCGGCGAACAGCACGGCCCGCAGCACCACGCCGACCUGGCAGGCGUCGAACAUGCUGGCGCGCGUGCCGCCGCUGCGCCGCGCGGGCUCCUCGUCGCUGGAGAUGACGCUGCCCAGCAGCGUGGAUUCCCCGAAAUUGUGCGGAUCUGGCGAAGGCUUCAUGGUGUGGCGGGAGCGGGCUCCCGGGCGGAUGAGAAACGGGUUCCUAGGCACAUGGAUAAAAUCACCGAGAUGCCGAGUAUUGCACCGGUCGCGCCCCUGUGGCGGCGCCGGGAAGACAAUCAGGGCCGCCGCCGGCCCGUGCUUGCCCAGAAUAGCGCAUCCGGCGCCCCGAAUCCACAGCCUGCCCGGUACAGCCGGCAAGCUGGCCGCUACCCUUAGAAAGCCCGACGUGAACCAAUUCGACAAAAAGUCCCAAGCCUGGUCUGCCCUGUUUUCCGAGCCCAUGAGCGACCUGGUCAAGCGCUACACGUCCAGCGUGUUCUUCGACAAGCGCCUGUGGCAGGCCGACAUCGCCGGCUCGCUGGCCCAUGCCGAGAUGCUGGCCGCGCAGAAAAUCAUUCCCGCCGCCGACUACGCCGACAUCCAGAAGGGCAUGGCGCAGAUCACCGCCGAAAUCGAGUCCGGCGCCUUUGAAUGGAAGCUUGACCUCGAGGACGUGCACUUCAACAUCGAGGCCCGCCUGACCCAGCUGGUCGGCGACGCCGGCAAGCGCCUGCACACCGGCCGCAGCCGCAACGACCAGGUCGCCACCGACGUGCGCCUGUGGCUGCGCGGCGAGAUCGACCUGAUAGGCGGGCUGCUCACCGACCUGCAAAAAGCCCUGGUCGACAUCGCCGAGAAAAACGCCGAGGUGAUCCUUCCCGGCUUCACCCACCUGCAGGUAGCCCAGCCCGUGAGCUUCGGCCACCACAUGCUGGCUUAUGUCGAGAUGUUCAGCCGCGACGCCGAGCGCAUGCAGGAGAUCAGGAAGCGCGUGAACCGCCUGCCGCUGGGCGCCGCCGCCUUGGCCGGCACCAGCUACCCGCUGGACCGCGAGCGCGCGGCCAAAACCCUGGGCAUGGUCGAUGAAAUGGGCAAGCCGCAGGUCUGCCAGAACAGCCUGGACGCGGUGAGCGACCGCGACUUCGCGAUCGAGUUCACGGCCGCCGCCUCGCUGGCCAUGGUGCACAUCAGCCGCAUGAGCGAAGAGCUGAUUUUGUGGAUGAGCCAGAACUUCGGCUUCAUCCACAUCCCCGACCGCUUCACCACCGGCUCGUCCAUCAUGCCGCAGAAGAAAAACCCCGACGUGCCCGAACUGGCGCGCGGCAAGACCGGCCGCGUGGUCGGCCACCUGAUGGGCCUGAUCACACUGAUGAAGGGCCAGCCCCUGGCCUACAACAAGGACAACCAGGAAGACAAGGAGCCGCUGUUCGACACCGUCGACACGCUCAAAGACACGCUGCGCAUCUUUGCCGAGAUGGUGGCCGGCAUCACCGUCAAGCCCGAAGCCAUGGAAAAAAGCCGCGCUGCGCGGCUACGCCACCGCCACCGACCUGGCCGACUACCUGGUGAAGAAGGGCCUGCCCUUCCGCGACGCCCACGAAACCGUGGCCCACGCCGUGAAGGCCGCCACCACGCACGCGGUCGACCUGUCCGAGCUGCCGCUGGCCGUGCUGCAGGAGUUCAACCCCAGCAUCGAAAAAGACGUCUACGACUGCUUGAGCCUGCGCGGCUCGCUGAACGCCCGCAACAUCCUGGGCGGCACCGCGCCGGCCCAGGUCAAGGCGCAGAUCGCGCGGCACCGGGCGCGGCUGGGCUGA